AUGGAAUCAGAGAGCGUCAAAUUUGGAGGUCCAAGAGAAUUGGGCGGUGCACGAGAUCUUAUAACUCAACACAAGUUGUUGCCACACCAUGAAUUCUUUUGCAAGAGAUCACUCCCGGAGUCACUUUCAGAUGCUCAUUAUCUUCACAAUGUGGUGGGAGACACGGAGAUUAGAAAGGGAGAAGGGAUGCAGCUGGAUCAGCUUAUUCCUAAUGCAUCACUGGACCGAGAUACAAAUGCUCGCAUCCAACCUUUUGUUCUAGAUGAACUCAAGGAGGCUUUCGAUCUUAAUGAUACAGCUCCUGUUGAGUUGCCUCCAGCAGAGAAGGGAGCACUUACCAUUGCGUCGAAAUCGAAAAGUGAGUCAAAAGAUAGAGACAGGAAGCAUAGAAAACACAAGGACAGGAACAAGGAGAAAGAUAGGGAGCAUAAGAAGCACAAGCACAGACAUAAAGAUAGGAGCAAAGAUAAGGAUAAAGACAAGGAUCGCGACAAAAAGAAGGAAAAAAGUGGACACCACGAUAAGAAAAGGAAACACAAUGGGGAUGAUGAUCUUGAUGACGUCCAGAGGCAUAAAAAGAAUAAGCAUAAGAGCUCAAAGGUUGAUGGGAUGGGCGCGGUAAAGGUUGGGGGCUGA
Thlaspi arvense is the source of this 636-nucleotide messenger RNA. The record is from the annotation of a GenBank genome assembly. Lineage: Eukaryota; Viridiplantae; Streptophyta; Magnoliopsida; Brassicales; Brassicaceae.